UUACAUAGUGAUUUUCGGCUUAUAAGGGAUUGGAUAUACGGGACUUCUCUUUAUAAAGGAUUCAAUUGGUCGAAUUUUUAGUCUUUUAUACUCGGUUUCUGAUUUUGAUUAUAAAACACUCAAAAAAGGCCGUCGACGAUAUUACAUCACCUGACUAAGGUUGCCCCGCCCCCACUACAAAAUACAUCACACACUUCAUCAUCCUCCACCAGUGCUCCUCAUCAUCAACAACAACAUAUCAAACCAUACCCCCUCCUCUCCCAUAAAAAUAUCCCACAAACACAAAAUGGGACAUCUAGCCACCCUCGCCACGUGCAAUCUAAAUCAAUGGGCGUUAGAUUUCGACGGUAAUCAAAAGCGCAUUAUUGAGAGUAUUCGACGCGCGAAGAGCGCAGGAGCUUCGUUGCGCGUGGGACCUGAAUUGGAGAUUACGGGGUAUGGGUGUCAGGAUCAUUUGUAAGGGAUUUUUAAUUUGGUUUUGGUUUUGGUUUGUUUUGUUUUUGGUUUGAUUUUGAGUGGAGGGAAGAUGUGAUGGGAACUGAUUAUCUCAUAGUCUAGAAUCUGACACCGAGUUGCAUUCUUGGGAGUCGUUGGCCGAAAUCAUUGCGCAUGAUGAAUGUCGGGAUAUUUUGCUCGAUAUCGGUAUGCCGGUUAGGCAUAAGAAUGUUAAUUAUAACUGUAGGAUUAUUUGUUAUAAUGCUAAGGUUAGUAGAGUAUUGUUUCUUUUUUGGUUUGGUUUUUAUUGUUUUAUUGAUUUGAAAGGAUAAAAUUUUUAUAAUGAAUUUUUUGAAUGUUUUGAAUAUUUUGGAUGUUUUAAAUAUUUUGAAUGUUUUGGAUUGAAUAUAAUUUGAAAAUUUUUCUCUUUUUAAUAUAAUUUCUAUAUAUAUUUUGAAUUUGUUCGGGUUGUUUUGUUAAUUUUUUAUAUUGAUUUCGAUUUUUACAUUCUGUUUAUUUUAUAUAAUAGAUUCGUAUUAUACUUUGAAUUCAUUGAAACAAUGAAUGAAUUCAGGAUUUGAACUUUUUAGGAAUAUCGCAAUAUGUUCAGACAUUCAUAACCUUUCAAACAUUGAAUGAUUUCGGAUUUUAUUUCAGGCUGGACUAUUGGAUAUCUUUUCAUUAUGAAUUGCAGCUAAUAAAACAUAGAUUCUACUCAUUCGCCCUAAGCUCUCUUUGGCUUCGGAUGGAAAUUAUCGUGAGCAGAGAUGGUUCACACCAUGGAAAGGGCAGAGGAUAGUAGAGCAGUAUUAUUUACCAAGAUUGAUCACCAAAGUAACAGGACAACAUAAAGUUCCAAUUGGAGACGCUGUUAUCAGUACUUACGACUCAUGCUUCGGUGCUGAGACUUGCGAGGAAUUAUUCACGCCAAGAGCACCCCAUAUAAAUAUGUCAUUGGAUGGUGUUGAAAUUUUUACCAACAGCAGUGGAAGUCAUCAUGAACUUCGUAAGCUGAACAUUCGCCUCGAACUUAUCAAGGAAGCUACUUUGAAGGCUGGAGGUAUAUAUCUAUAUGCUAACCAGCAGGGUUGCGAUGGAGAUCGUCUUUACUACGAUGGAUCAGCCAUGAUUGUCGUCAAUGGCAGAGUUGUCGCUCAAGCGAGCCAAUUUUCGUUAAACGAUGUGGAAGUGGUGACUGCCACCGUUGAUUUAGAAGAGGUUAGGGCUUAUAGAACCUUCAGAUCCCGUGCCAUGCAAGCAAGGGAAACAGCUCCAUACGAAAGAAUUGAAGCCGGAAUGAGUCUUUCGAGUGAUGCUGAAGAUGUAAAUCCUUUGGUGCAACCUACCAAGGAAAUCUCAAUCAAAUACCACGUUCCCGAGGAAGAAAUUGCACUUGGUCCAGCUUGUUUCUUAUGGGAUUACCUUCGUCGAUCUCGACAAGCUGGAUAUUUUGUACCACUUUCUGGCGGGAUUGAUAGUUGUGCUACCUCGGUUAUAGUUCAUUCCAUGUGUCGAAUUGUCUAUGCGGCAGUCAAGAAGGGUGAUAACCCACAGGUUAUUGAGGAUUUACUUAGAAUUGUUGGGGAAGAGGAAGACAGCACAUGGCGUCCAUCCAACUCACAGGAUAUCGCUAAUCGGAUCUUCCAUACUGCUUAUAUGGGUUCCACAAAUUCCUCAUCAGAAACAAGAGGUCGUGCCAAAGAUUUAGGUGAAAAGAUUGGUAGUUAUCAUCUGGAUUUCAAUAUCGAUAAUGUUGUUUCAGCAGUCACCACAUUGUUCACAACAGUCACCAAUUACACUCCAAAGUAUAAGAUGUACGGAGGAACACCAGCAUCAAAUUUGGCAUUACAAAACAUCCAAGCCAGACUUCGUAUGGUUCUGGCUUAUCUGUUCGCCCAACUUCUUCCGACUGUCCGCGGCAGAACGAAACCUGGAUCUUUGUUAGUCUUAGGCUCUGCAAAUGUUGAUGAAUCACUCAGAGGUUAUUUCACAAAAUACGAUUGCAGUAGUGCAGAUAUCAAUCCCAUUGGCGCGAUCUCCAAGACUGAUUUGAAGAGAUUUAUUCUUUGGGCCAGUACAGAAUUCGAAAUGCCACUUCUUCAAGACUUCAUUGAUGCUCCACCAACUGCAGAACUCGAACCUAUCACGGAAGAUUAUGUACAAAGCGAUGAAGCUGAUAUGGGUAUGAGCUAUAAUGAGCUAUCAAUAUACGGUCGUCUUCGGAAGGUGGAUAAAUUGGGGCCAUAUGGAAUGUGGACUAAACUUCUUCAUGAAUGGGGUCAUGUUCUCUCACCACGCGAGAUAUAUGAGAAGACUAGAUGGUUCUUUUGGUGUUAUUCUAUUAAUCGUCAUAAGAUGACUACACUUACACCGAGUUAUCAUGCCGAACAAUAUUCUCGUAUGUCAUUAACCUUUCAUUUCCCUUUUUUCAACAUUCCGUAUUUCCAGCGACAUUCAAACUAAUUACUGACUUUUCAAAGCGGACGAUAAUCGAUAUGAUUUAAGACCAUUCCUCUAUCCCGGCUUCUCAUUUGCAUAUAGGAAGAUCGAGAAAGCAUUAAAUGCCAUGGGGGUAGCUGCAGACAAGAAACCAGAGGUAGACGGAGAGAAAAAGACAGAGUAGAUAGAUAUUUCUUUCUUUCACCACGUAUAAAGAUAGAAGUUUGGGGAAUUGUACGUUUAUUUUUAUAAAUACUAUAUUUGAGAGGAUAUAGCUUUAUUGCUGAAUGGAAAUUAAGUUCAUAAAAUGCGUCAUCAAAGUCCGAUUAAUAUCUCGUAUGGGAUCGAAGUAUACUCUAAUUAUAGAUGCGGAAGUUAAGUAAGAAGAGAGUUCACUUGGUGAUCUUUACUUCAGAAAAAUUACUAAUCUCAUCUUAUCUAUAUAUAUCAUACAAUUUUAAAAUUAUAUAUAUGAAAGCUAAGAUUUAUCUAGUAAAUAGAAUACAAAACUCGCGAGUA
Molecule: messenger RNA, 3393 nt
Organism: Sclerotinia trifoliorum
Lineage: Eukaryota; Fungi; Ascomycota; Leotiomycetes; Helotiales; Sclerotiniaceae
Source: the annotation of a GenBank genome assembly